UUGCGGCAUUUCGUCGUUAAAGAUGGUUCGUCAUUCUCGACCUUAAUUUGCAGACACGAAGGAAUUUAUUCGUUUUUAGAAGAUGCGCACACUUUCAAAGAUUGUCAGCACGCUUUUAUCAACACGCUAACACGUGGAGAUGUAUCUUCCCUUACCUGGUUCGAGUCACCUAACCAGUAUUUCGAUGUGAUUGAGGGCAAGAGAAGCACUCAUGAGCUUUGCUCUGUGUACUAUGCUCCGAUCAACUUCCGUGACGUCAUGCUGGCAUACGGUCGUCUGCCUCCAGACGCCAUCCCCGGCAACUUCGCAGAUCGUGAAUGUCUUCUUGGAAUGGAAUUCGCUGGAAAGCUGAAGGACGGCACACGUCUUAUGGGCAUCCUUCCCGCUCAGGCUCUGGCAACGACGGUCAUCGUCGAUCGUGACUACGCCUGGGAAGUGCCGGAGCAAUGGACCUUGGCUGAAGCCUCCACCGUGCCUGUUGUGUACACGACUGCCUAUUAUGCCCUUGUGUGUCGUGGACGCAUCAAGAAGGGUGAAAAAGUGCUAAUCCAUGGGGGAGCUGGAGGUGUGGGACAAGCUGCCAUCGCGAUUGCACUUGCAAAAGGUUGUGAGGUCUUUACAACAGUCGGCUCGCAGGACAAGCGUGCUUACCUGAAGAAGAAGUUCCCUCAGUUGCAAGAGCAUCAUUUUGCCAACUCGCGAUCCGCUGAUUUCGAGCUCCACAUUCGCCAGUACACCAAGGGACGAGGUGUGAACAUUGUCCUGAACUCGCUCGCGCAUGAGAUGUUACAAGCAUCGUUACGGUGUUUGGCUCGGCAUGGAAGAUUCUUGGAAAUUGGAAAAGUUGAUCUGGCGCAGAACUCCUCGCUUGGAAUGUCGAAACUACUCGAUAAUGUCUCCAUUCAUGGCAUUCUCCUUGACUCGAUCAUGGAUCCUACUGUUGGAGAUAUCGAAGAAUGGAAAGAAGUGGCUCGUUUACUAGAAGAGGGCAUCAAGAACGGAGUCGUACAACCGCUGCCAGCUUCGCUGUUCCCAUCUGACAAGGCAGAAGAUGCUUUCAGAUUUAUGUCCGCUGGACGACAUAUCGGAAAAGUUGUAAUGGAAAUCCGAAAGGAAGAAGCAGAUCGCUCUGCUCCGCCGUCGCCAAUCUCAGUCCGUGCCAUCUGCCGCACUCUCUGUCAUCCUCAGCACGUCUACCUCAUUACCGGCGGCCUUGGUGGCUUCGGACUUGAGCUUGCCCAAUGGCUUAUUAAUCGCGGAGCAAGAAAACUUGUUCUUACCUCUCGAACUGGUAUUCGUACUGGAUAUCAGGCACGAUGUGUGCAUUUCUGGCGAAGAACUGGCAUAUCCGUGUUGAUCUCUACGCUGAACAUUGCCAAGCGGUCAGAUGCAGAUGAGCUGAUACGGCAGUGCUUGACCAUGGGUCGACUAGGAGGAGUUUUCCACCUUGCUAUGGUCCUUCGUGAUUGUCUGUUCGAAAACCAAAACGUCCAAAACUUCAAAGACGCGGCGGAAGCGAAGUACUACGGAACGAUCAAUCUUGAUUACGCCACACGCGACCACUGUGACGAAGCCCUGCGAUGGUUCGUCGUGUUCUCGUCCAUCACCUCCGGUCGUGGAAAUGCCGGCCAGACCAACUACGGCUGGUCAAACUCCACUAUGGAGCGUAUGAUAGAGCAACGUCGAGAAGAUGGCUACCCAGGAAUCGCUAUUCAGUGGGGAGCGAUCGGAGAUGUGGGAGUUAUCCUGGAAAACAUGGGAGACAACAAUACUGUCGUCGGUGGCACCCUUCCACAGAGAAUGCCGUCCUGCCUCGCAUCGCUGGACAUGUUCCUGUCGUGGAAUCAUCCUAUCGUUUCUUCCUACAUAAAGGCCGACAUGGGACAAAAGAAAGCAGCGGGUGGUGGCAAUCUUCUUCAGACUAUCGCACACAUCCUUGGCGUAAACGAUGUCUCACAGCUGAAUCCCGACGCGAAUCUAGGAGAUCUCGGACUCGACUCGCUGAUGGGGGUUGAGAUUAAGCAAGCGCUUGAGAGGGAUUACGAUAUCGUACUGUCAAUGAAGGACAUCCGCACGCUUACCCUGAAUAAAUUGCAAACAUUAGCUGAGAGCGGAGGACAGGGCGAUACAGCUCUUCAGCCGACUGAACUCGAUAUGAAACUUGAAACUGAACGCGAUGCCGAGCAAAAUACUGUAGAAAUGCUGGAGAAACAGAUGAACCAAUUGUUCAAGAUGAGAGUAGAUGUUAAUGAUCUCGAUCCUCAGGAUAUAGUUGUGAAAUGUAACAAGAUCGAAGAAGGCCCUGUCACGUUCUUCGUGCAUUCCAUUGAGGGCAUCGCUACUCCUCUGAAACGUGUCAUGACCAAAUGCAACUUCCCCGUUUAUUGUUUCCAAUCAACCAAAGAUGUCCCACAAGAUUCUAUUGAAAGCGUUGCAGGAUGCUAUAUUAGAGAAAUGAAGAAAAUCCAACCAAAAGGCCCAUACCGACUUGUAGGAUACUCCUACGGAGCAUGUAUCGGAUUCGAGAUGGCCACUAUGCUGCAAGAAUCCGACGGCCCUUCGGCUGUAGAACGGCUAAUCCUCCUCGACGGAUCUCAUUUGUACAUGCAAACGUAUAGGAAUGUAUACCGAAUGGCUUUCGGAGUCACAGGAGACACUCUUGUGAACAACCCACUAUUUGAGUCAGAAAUCAUGUGCGCUAUGACUCUUCGGUUUGCGAACGUUGACUACAAGAAGUUCCGCGUUGAGCUAUUGCAACAGCCUGGAUUCAAAGCCCGGAUACAGAAGGUCGUCGACACUGUGAUGACGACUGGUUUGUUCAAGUCGCCGGAAACUAUCGCCUUCGCGUGUGAAGCCAUGCGGUCCAAGUUUUUGAUGGCUGACAAGUGA
Cylicostephanus goldi is the source of this 2889-nucleotide messenger RNA. Lineage: Eukaryota; Metazoa; Nematoda; Chromadorea; Rhabditida; Strongylidae. The record is from the annotation of a GenBank genome assembly.